Messenger RNA from Tigriopus californicus, 2173 nucleotides. RefSeq lists its product as uncharacterized. The record is from RefSeq and is a predicted model, not a curated record. The coding region runs from base 14 to 1750 and encodes 578 amino acids. Lineage: Eukaryota; Metazoa; Arthropoda; Copepoda; Harpacticoida; Harpacticidae. Gene Ontology annotation, molecular function: protein tyrosine phosphatase activity; protein binding. Gene Ontology annotation, biological process: proteolysis; protein dephosphorylation. The transcript has 8 exons. Gene Ontology annotation, cellular component: extracellular region.
ACAGAUCAUUUCUAUGAGCAAUAUGAAAAGCUUUCCCAAAUUCUAUUGGUGUUUCAUCUUCCUUCUUCACGUACAACAAUCUUUCGGUAGUUUUCCAGCUUUGCCGUUUUCGAGCAGAAAGGCUUGCGUGUCCUUCGAUGAUGGCGUCGACUAUACGGGACAUGACAUAUUCAUAAACGGAACCCAGCUUAUUACUCGGGAUGUGGCCUCUCCCUCUCUGUGUCAAUUGGAAUGCCAAGAGGUCAAACAAUGCCUGUUUUGGUCAUACUCGAAGCAUAGUUUUCCUGACUAUAACGCCAGGCGCUUCUGUUACCUCAAGACCUCUAUGGAUGGCAUCCAGUACAACGAUCACAUCAUAUCCGGCCCCAAAAUCAGUCAAUGCCCUAAAUGUUACACAAUUCGACCACCAGACCGCUUAAACAAUACAGUUCAAGGCUCACGAUCGCAAACAAACCGUAGCAUAACAUUGGAGAGCUGUAAGGAGUUGUGCAAGGUGAAACAGUGUGACCAUUUUUGGUAUUACGCCGGACCUUCACAACUGAUCAUAAACAAGACAUGCGACCUUCAGUUCAAGCCCUUGAAAAGGAAGAAAGGGGUCUCUCAACGAGACUAUGUCCUAUUUUUAGGCUCUUGUUUCGUCCCCCAUUCCAUGACUCUAUUCAUUGCGGUUGGGGUCGUUACCGUUUUGACCGGAUUGGCGAUGGGAUACCUCCUAGUUUGGAAGUGCAAAAGAAGAAAAUCAAAAGAAGAAGAUUUCAUUGUUCCCAUGGAACUGGCCUCAACAAGAAGCUUGAGUGUGGAGGAGGCGGUGCAACCAAAGUUGAAACCAGUUCAGAAAACCAACGGACCUAAGCACUUCUGUUUAAGUUUGGACAAGUUUAAUGACUUGUAUACAUCACAAACCAUUCCAUUGCGGAACGAAUUUAAAAAGUUGUGUCAAGUUGACAGCGAGAGACACAGGUUUCACACAAAUAUUGGAGCCCUUCAUAAUCUGGUAGAGAAGGGAGAGAUGAAUUGUUCAUAUGAAAGUCUACCAUUUGACCACAACCGUGUAAUAUUGAAGCAAAAAAUCAAUCAUGCGGAUUAUAUCAACGCCAGUUGGGUUUUGGGCUUAUUCCAGAGCCAGCCAAAAUUCAAAUUCAUCCUUUCUCAGUGGCCAAUGAAUCACACUCUUCAACACUUCCUAACCAUGAUAGAUGAUAAUGGUGUGGACAUUGUCGUAACUUUAGGAGACAUGGAAAAUGCAAAUCUCAAAUGUUCUAGAUUGAACAGAUAUUGGCCCGAUCCAAGGCAAUCCUUCACGGCCGCAACUCACACGAUCUCCACCAAGUCAGAGUCCCUCAUCCAGGAUCAUGGCACCCUUGUAAGGAGGAUGUGCCAGCUCAACAGAAACGGAUAUACCUACUCAUUCACGCAAUUCCAAUGCACAGUAACAGAUCCUAGAGAGGUGGAUCCCAACGAUCUGGUUUGGCUGGCCCGAACUGUCUUUCACAUGAUUUGUUUUAAGACUCCGAUGAUAUUGAUCCAGUCCACAGACGGCCAAGGGCUCAGCGGAGUUUUAAUAGCUUUGCUGAAGAUCCUGGAAGACAUUGAUUUGGGCAAUGCCAAAGUCGUAAAUAUUUACGAGACUGUCUUGGCUUUGGGACAAUACAGGCAGAACUUGAUCAAAGAUGAGCAACACUAUCGUCUCCUGUAUUCAUGUGUCCACAAAAUGAUUUCUAUUUCGCCUGGAUCUUCGAGGUAUACUUAGAAAUGUCAAUUGAAUUAUUUAUUAAUUGAGUUAUUUGCAUUUUUCAUAACAAGAAACGAUAUAUCAUUGACCUGUCUCAAUCAACUUUAAAAUAAAAUCAACUACAAUUACCCAAAAAUAUGGUUCAAUGGCAAACCCUGAACCAGAUCAAUUGUUGCCGCAAAAUUCAAAUUCAAUCAAAAUUGGGACACGUACUUACAUUGGGUUUUAUCUUACCCUUCGAUGUAAAAUAACCGUUCCAGCAUACAGGUAAGACUAAAACAUAGUUGGAAAUAUUGAUAAGAAGUUGAUGAAAAAUAAGAAAAGAGGGUUCAGAAAGUCAUAAAAUUUUACAUUUUUUGACGUUUUCAGCCAUUUUCUGUUGUUUUAAUGACCAAGCUUACAUUAUCCUUUUUGUCUUUCGCUUCUUGCACUUCUUGCUGU